GGGCGGGGCGGCGGGGGAUGCGCCCCUGCGCUAGGCAGUGUCGCCUACCCUCCUUCCGCACAGCCUGGGUUUCCGCUUCCCUCCGGGCGUGAGAAGAGGGGUUCCAGACCGAGCCCCGGCCGUGCCGCCGCCGCUGCCAUGUGGCCCCCAGACCCCGACCCCGACCCGGACCCCGAGCCCGCCGGCGGCUCCCGUCCCGGCCCCGCUGUCCCCGGGCUCCGCGCCCUACUGCCGGCGCGCGCUUUCCUCUGCUCUCUCAAAGGCCGCCUCCUGCUGGCCGAGUCGGGUCUCUCGUUCAUCACUUUUAUCUGCUAUGUGGCAUCCUCAGCAUCUGCCUUCCUCACAGCACCUCUACUGGAGUUCCUGCUGGCCUUGUUCUUCCUCUUUGCUGAUGCCAUGCAGCUGAAUGACAAGUGGCAGGGCUUGUGCUGGCCCAUGAUGGACUUCCUGCGCUGUGUCACCGCAGCCCUCAUCUACUUUGCCAUCUCCAUCACGGCCGUCGCCAAGUACUCGGAUGGGGCUUCCAAAGCCGCUGGGGUAUUUGGCUUCUUUGCUACCAUCGUGUUUGCAAUUGAUUUCUACCUGAUCUUUAACGACGUGGCCAAAUUCCUCAAACAAGGGGACUCUGCAGAUGAGACCACAGCCCACAAGACAGAAGAAGAGAAUUCCGACUCGGACUCUGACUGAAGGCCUGGCGGGUGCCCUGGCAACCUGAGCCACACAGGCCUCCACUCCUGCGCCUCACAGGGGACACUGGCGUUGGAGGGGAAGCCUGGACUUCUGAGUUGCAGAGGGGGCUGCAGACACAGCAGGCCCCCACAGCUUCAGGUUCUGCCUGAGCCCAGCCUACCAGGCUUGCCCCUCAGCUCAGCACUGUUGACCAUGCUGCAUGUGAGGGCAUCUUGGGUGUCCCACCCCUUCUCCCCAUUUCUGUCCCACAAGCCUUCAGCCCUUUAACCUCUCUGCCAAAAACCAGCACAAGGAGACAAAGCAGAGCCUUGUCUCCACCUGGGCAGCAGGCGUUCCAAGCUGCUAGGUGGUGGGGGUCGGGGGUCUUCUGUUUCACUAACAGGAACAAAGACAGAAACCGUGACAGGGCUGCCCCGCCAGGCCCCGCUGGGUUUGUCUGCACUUGGUGCUCCUGCCCACGCCAGGCACUUUGGUGACAAUGACCCUUCCAAGAAUCUUUGGUUCAAGGAGCACCAGUUCCCUCUUCAUUCGUGAAGCAGGGAGAAACUGACCUUUGCCUUGUCGCUCAGGAGAGUGGGGCUCCGCACCCAUAACUGACACGUCCCACCCUUGGAAACCGUGUUUUCUGCGGGUGAGAUGACCAUUCUGGGUCUAAGACUGUUUCAAAGAAGAGCUCAUAGACUGACUGGACCAGAAGACAGAGGGUACAACAGUGACGUCACAGUGACAGUGUCACGGGGAGCUGGGCAGGCCCAGCCAAACCCUUCUUCUUCCUAGAGCCCAGGCAGCAGGCAGGAGUUCCUGGACCCUCAGGACAGUGAACUUCCAGACCCCAGGGCAGGUCUGUGGGCCACUGCGGGAGAUGAGACCAGCCUUCUGUGUUCACCUAACGACUUAUACUGUGUAUCUGUCUUUGACGGAAUUUUGUAACUUUUUAUAUAUUUUUUAUACAAAAGCAGCUUCUUAACAGAUGGCAUUUUCUGUGACUCUAGGCCUCACAAAAGAGCCAGAGUUCUGGACCCAUGUUUGGAGCAUCUGUAGCCUUAUUCUCUUGCAUGUGAAUCUCUUACCCUGAAAAAAAGCCAUAAUGAAUUAAGCCAGACUGACCACUUGCUUGGAGUGUGUGUUUGAAAAAACUGGAGUAAUACUGUUGGGUAUCAUGUCAGGCUUCAGUACAAGCUGGUAAGGCCAGUGUGGAUCCUGUCAGUUUUCAGUGUUAGCAAAAAUACACAUGAAAUCUGACUACCA
Messenger RNA from Cercocebus atys (sooty mangabey), 1938 nucleotides. It is a transcript of the gene CMTM3, whose product is annotated as CKLF-like MARVEL transmembrane domain containing 3. The record is from RefSeq and is a predicted model, not a curated record. Bases 139 to 687 code for a protein of 182 amino acids. The transcript is spliced from 5 exons. Gene Ontology annotation, cellular component: membrane. NCBI's taxonomy places the organism in Eukaryota, Metazoa, Chordata, Mammalia, Primates, Cercopithecidae.